Molecule: messenger RNA, 789 nt
Organism: Brassicogethes aeneus
Lineage: Eukaryota; Metazoa; Arthropoda; Insecta; Coleoptera; Nitidulidae
Source: the annotation of a GenBank genome assembly
CCGGAUUUAAUUUGACCUCGUGUGGUAUUCGGUAAGAAAAUUCCACACCAAAUUGUGUUUAAAUAAUUAAAAUUUAUUUUUUGAUUUAACUUGACCUCAACUUGAUUAUUUAGUUACCAUGGCAACUAAGUCAACCCCAACCUAAAAGUUAUUUCAGUUUUGAAGCUGUCAAGCGGCACGACGUAAAAAAAUGUUUCGCUUCGGUCAAGAAAGCAAAGGAAAUAUUCGCCAGGAGAUUAAGCAGUUGACACCCGCGAAUACUAGGAAAUCGAAGUCAAGCGUAUGGAAGCAGUUUACAAACUUUUGCGCAGAAAAAUCGUAUGAUUUCGACAGAGCGGAUAUACAUGUAGAAGAACUGGCGCUUAUUCUUGAAGACUAUGGGUUCAGCAUGCGAAAGAAGAACUCCGAAGACUACAAGGAGAGUGUUAUCAAAGUUUUAUGGAACUCCACAGCAAAGCAGUUGCAGGAAUAUUUUUUCGAAAGGUAUAAUCGCAAAUUUAAUCCAUUCUCUGACAUAGAAUUUGUGAACGCAAGAGCGGCAAAAAAUGCUAAGCGUCGGAAGCUACAAAUGGAUCCAACCAAGAGAAAGGCAAGUUCAUCCGCACUAUCAGCAGACGACCCAGCAAACAGAACCACGUUUUAAUCACGUUUUUUUUUCGUCCCAUUUCGCCGAAAAGACGUCUUUUUAGGACGUAAAUAUCACGUCACUAUGACGUUCAAAUGGCACUCUUCUGAGACGUCUUUUAAUUACGUAAUAUACUCGUCUUUUAACUACGUAAUAUACCUGUG